Molecule: messenger RNA, 1003 nt
Organism: Pteronotus mesoamericanus
Lineage: Eukaryota; Metazoa; Chordata; Mammalia; Chiroptera; Mormoopidae
Gene: FHIT
Product: fragile histidine triad diadenosine triphosphatase
Exons: 9
Coding region: 272-721 (149 amino acids)
Biological process (GO): purine nucleotide metabolic process; intrinsic apoptotic signaling pathway by p53 class mediator; diadenosine triphosphate catabolic process
Cellular component (GO): nucleus; plasma membrane; cytoplasm
Molecular function (GO): bis(5'-adenosyl)-triphosphatase activity; ubiquitin protein ligase binding
Source: RefSeq, a predicted model, not a curated record
AGCUCUGCUCCGUUGGGUCGUGGGAGUUUUUGCCCUCUGUUCCCGGUCCCCUCAGGCAGCACACCCCCAGGCGCUGCUCCUGCCCCGCGCUCCCUCCCUCUGCCUUUCACUUCCCAGCGCCAAGAUCUUGGAAGCCUUGAAGCUCAGCAAAGAAGGGGAUCCACUGAGAAUAGUCUGUAAAGGUAUCCCAAACCACCUGCCUGCCGAGACCCUACGUAAAAGCCUUGCAUAUCCUGCCACUGAGCGCUGCAGAGAUUUCAACUCUGAGAAAAUGUCAUUCAGAUUUGGCCAACACCUCAUCAAGCCCUCUGUGGUAUUUCUCAAAACAGAACUGUCCUUUGCCCUCGUGAACAGGAAACCUGUGGUACCAGGACAUGUCCUCGUGUGUCCCCUUCGGCCAGUGGAGCGCUUCCGAGAUCUGCGUCCCGAUGAAGUGGCUGAUUUGUUUCAGGCAACCCAGAAAGUUGGCACGGUGGUGGAAAAGCAUUUCCAGGGGACUUCACUUACCUUUUCUAUGCAGGAUGGCCCCGAAGCUGGACAGACUGUGAAGCAUGUUCAUAUCCACGUUCUUCCCAGGAAGGCUGGAGACUUUCACAAGAAUGACAGCAUCUAUGAUGAGCUCCAGAAACAUGACAAAGAGGAGGAGGACUCCCCAACCCUGUGGAGAUCGGAGGAGGAAAUGGCAGCAGAAGCCGCUGCGCUGCGGGUCUACUUUCAAUGAUGCAGGCAUGAAAAGUUAACACGAAAAAAUCCCAAGGCAUAAGGAAGCAGGCAUCAUUCUCUAGGACCCUGCGGCAUUGGAAAUGAAGCUGAGCAGACUUUAUUACAUCCUACAAUUCUACAACCUUUCGUAAAGCAUUUUAUUACACUUGUGGAAGCCAAAGGGGUUACGUUUCAAUCAUGAUGAUUGACAGGCUAACUUCAAAACAACGGCAUCAGCAGCCCUUCCACACUUCCUGCUCUGUCUACUUAGAACAGAACCCUUCCUAAACUGUUCCUUGGC